AUGAAGCCUGAAAAGUACGCCUCCUUGGUCUUCACGGCCUUACUGGGGGCUGCGGGUGUUGCGGCUCAGCAGCAGCGACCCAUCAACCCUGCAAACCCGCCACCAGGCAGCGGUAGUGGUGGUGCUGGAGGCGGAGGCGGAGGUGCUCCCAUCAAUCCUGUCAGCCCUCCGCCAGGCAGUGGUGCACCCGGAGCUCUAUCAGCCCUGGCAACCCGCCGCCGGCUCCCGGAACUGGUCCUCCAGGAGGCGGUGGAGGUGGUGCACCCGGUCUCGUGUCCUACCAGUGACGGGUCUGUAUGGGAGUCAUACGAUGGCACAUGGUACUAUUUACAAUGUUGCACAGCUGCCAAUGCGCAGGCUCUCUCCCUUGACCUUCCUCAGGUUCACACUUAUGAGGACUGUAUUGAUCAAUGUUCGGGUGUGCCAAACUGCCAGGCUGCUACCUUUGAUCCCUCGAUUGACCAAUGCGUGCUCUACGACUUUGGCGUGUUUUCGCAGACGGCGCAUAGUGUCCAGCUUUAUGCCUUCGCCACCGACCCUCCUGUAACGCAGACGCCUAGCUUGACAUCCCGCCUUUGCUCUACGAGCUGUCCCGGAGCAAAUGGCCAAAUCUACGUUAGUUCGCACGGUCAGACAUUCCGUAUGGACUGCAAGAAGCGCCAUGGAACACAGGUCCUCUCCAAGGACGUGCUUUUGUCGCUGGAAGAAUGCAUGGAAUUGUGCUCGGCCGCUCCUUCCUGCAGCAGCGUCGACUUCGAUGAGAAGAGGGGUAUCUGCUACCAGAGCAUCAACGACGGACCACCAGCUCUCAACGCACCCACAUUCGCCAGUGCCCACGCCGUGGGAUGCUCCGGCGCCUGCGAGGGCUGCGGCAAUGGAUGCUCCAAACCAGCGCAACAGCAGGUCGAUGAUCCGAACCAGUGCAUCAAUGACAACGCCGUCGUCUACCGUGGUGGAAUGCCUUUCAGAGUCAGAUGCAACCACUGCAACAUGAGCCAGUCUGGCGACUUACGAACCAAUAUCAAAACCCAUGAUGAGUGCAUGGAGGCCUUUGUGGCCGAAGAGAGCCAAUACGAUGCUGCCGAUUGGGUCACUGGCCAAGGUUGCUAUUUGAAACCCGAGCCAAUCUCUUCCAUCGACCCAAAUACAGGAUGCCCCGCCACAUUCUUCCCGCUGUGGAAGUAA
Messenger RNA from Aspergillus glaucus CBS 516.65, 1185 nucleotides. RefSeq lists its product as uncharacterized. Lineage: Eukaryota; Fungi; Ascomycota; Eurotiomycetes; Eurotiales; Aspergillaceae. The transcript has 5 exons. The record is from RefSeq and is a predicted model, not a curated record. Bases 1 to 1185 code for a protein of 394 amino acids.